AUGGCUGCGAGCAAUGCGGCUCUCGCCAUUCUCGUGCUCGUGUUCGCCGCGGCGGGAGCGACGCGCGCGAUGGACCUGCACCGCGAGGCGCGCAUGGAGGAGCUGAAGGCGUCGAUCAGAGAUCGACGGCCGUCGUUCAUCUUCGUCAAGCUCCGUCACGACGCGGGCUCUCGCACGCUGGUACGGCCCGCGCACGACCCCCCGCGCCUUGAUUUCGCCAUUCCCAUAACUCCCGAAAGCGACGCCACCGACCCAUCCCUUCCCAUCUCACAUCUGAGUGGCUUCCGCUGGCCUUGCCAUAUGCGAGAUGUGAGAUAUCCCCUUAUCCCUGUCUCACCCCUCUCUGUGUCGCUCUCGGUACCCCCUUUCGGUUCGCAGGAGGACGUGCAGCAGCUGGCGACGCGGUGGCAGGCGGGCAUGACGGAGGGGAAGAUUGCCGCCAACGUGUAUCCGCUGGAUUCGGACACACUGCACAUCGCACUGCUCACCACGGCCGCUGCCAGCAAGGUGAAGGAGUUUGUGCUGGAGCAGGAGGAGGCAUACGAGUUGCUGGUGGGGGACGACGUGGUGCGGCGCCCCGGAGACCAGCCACUGGAAUCUCUGGUGCACCGCGACGUGUGGAAGCGGGAGAAGAUGCGGCAGGAGAUGAUGAAGGAGCGCGAGAAGCUGCACCUGGACCGGAUGGGUGGGGAUGGGGGCAUGACGGACCAUCACCGGCAGAGAAUCAAGGAGCAACUGAGGGCGCGGCAUGUGGAUAGGCUGGAGAGGAAAAGGAAGAUGCGGGAGGAAUGGCUGGAGAACCAUGCAGAUGAUGACCUGUAA
Messenger RNA from Closterium sp. Naga37s-1, 822 nucleotides. NCBI's taxonomy places the organism in Eukaryota, Viridiplantae, Streptophyta, Zygnematophyceae, Desmidiales, Closteriaceae. The record is from the annotation of a GenBank genome assembly.